Macadamia integrifolia is the source of this 1195-nucleotide messenger RNA. RefSeq names its product polygalacturonase non-catalytic subunit AroGP2-like. The coding region runs from base 66 to 1088 and encodes 340 amino acids. NCBI's taxonomy places the organism in Eukaryota, Viridiplantae, Streptophyta, Magnoliopsida, Proteales, Proteaceae. The transcript has 2 exons. The record is from RefSeq and is a predicted model, not a curated record.
ACAAACCCAAUUCAUUCCUACAAAGGCAGAGAGCGACUCAUUCCUUUCUUUGUUUUAGUUCCACCAUGAUGCAUUCCAUCCUGUUGCUUGGACUUCUGAUAGUAACAUACUUUAGUGGUUCUCAAGCUGAAAAUGCCUUCUUAGAAUACUGGGAAGAGCAUAUUGGUCUUUCAUCCCCUCCACAUUGGUUAGCUGAAAAGGCUUCUUCAUUAAGCUCCCAUCAAGAAGCGGUGUUUAAGAAACUUUUGGAGAAAAAUGAAUUGACAUCCCACCUGCGUUCGUUCUGUAAGCAAGCUAAUGUAUCUUGUUCUACAAAUGCAUUGGUGAAGAAGACAAUGGACAACACAACCUUACCACCAAUAGCCCAAUGGAAUGAAGCCAAACUAACGUAUGAUUUUCCUAAUGAAAAACCCUUGGUGAUAGCCAGCCAAGGAGGAUUGCCAUAUUUCCGAGAGUCAAUGGUGAAAGACGGAAAUUUCAUGGCCAUCCCUGAUCUAAGGGAUCCAAUGUCAUAUAAAUCGUUCUUGCCACGAUCUUUGGCAACAAAAAUUCCAUUUUCCAUUGCCCAUUUCAAGGAAUUGAAGAAGCUUUUUGGCGUGGAAGAUGAAUCAAACAUGGCUGAAUAUAUUCAAGACACCCUCAAGAUAUGUGAGAAGAGUCCCAUUCGAGGUGAGAAAAGAACAUGUGCAACUUCCGCGGAGGAUCUUAUUGAUUUUGUCGUCGAGGAAUUAGGACACUAUGUAUAUGUAUGGAGUACUGAAAGCAUUGAAGGAUCUUAUGAGAAUGUCACAAUUGGAGCUGCGAAACUCAUAUAUGGAAAUCUUUUUGAAUCACCAGCCUUAUGUCAUAGCCAGCCAUUCAUAUUUCAAGUCUAUUAUUGCCAUGUUUUACAGAAAGUAAAAGUUUAUGCAGUUGAUAUACAUGCUAAGAAGAAAGUGAAUCAUGCGAUCAUGGCAUGCCAUUAUGAUACAUCAACUUGGAAUCCAAAUCAUCUUGCUUUUAAGUUGCUAGGUUUUGGCCCGGGUCAAAUUGAAGUCUGUCAUUGGAUAAAUGAGAAUGGAAUAGUCUGGACAAAGACUCUAGGCUGAGAAACAAUUGAAGUUUGAUCAUCUUCUAGUUUUCUUGUUAAUGUUACUAUAUAUAUUACUGCUUAUGCUAUUUGAAGGAUAAAUAAUGACUUAUUUUGGCCUGCUUA